This is a messenger RNA of Lactuca virosa, 683 nucleotides long. Lineage: Eukaryota; Viridiplantae; Streptophyta; Magnoliopsida; Asterales; Asteraceae. The record is from the annotation of a GenBank genome assembly.
GCCACAAGAAACACACAAACUACUUCCCAUAACUGAAAAAUAUGACAAACUUAUUGGUGCCAUUCUCUGACUCCCAUGGUGGAAACCGAAAAAAUCUGCGGAAAAUACCAUUUUCCAACGUGGUGAUCACAAGAACUAGGAACUAUUUUUUGGGUCGAAAAUGGCAAGCGGUAGACAUCCAAGUGGCAUCAUGGUUCAUUUUUGUUCAUUUACUUGCCCUUUUUGCACCUUUUACAUUUACUUGGGAUGCUUUUUGGAUCGCAUUUGUUGGUUACUUGGUCACGGGAAUGCUAGGCAUGACCCUCUCUUACCACCGACUUUUGUCCCACCAUAGUCUCAAACUUCCCAAAUUGCUCGAGUACAUAUUUGUUUACUUUGGGGUCCUAGCCUUGCAGGGAGAUCCAAUAUUUUGGGUGAGCAUCCAUAGAUACCAUCACAAAUUCGUGGAUUCGGAUAAUGAUACACACUCGCCCAUUAACGGGUUAUGGUUUAGUUAUGCGGGUUGGUUUUUUGACAAUGAAUACCUGGUUGAAAAGUAUCAAGAACGUAACAACGUAGAAGAUUUAAAAAACCAGACAUUCUACAUAUUUAUACAAAAAACAUACAUGUGUCAUUUACUUGGAUGCGGUGCUGUCUUGUAUGCACGGGGUGGAUUUUCGUACGUUGUUUGGGGCAUGGUAUAA